GGGAGAAGGGGGGAGCGAGAAAGAGAGAGAGAGAGUGAGUGUUUUGGAGAGUUUUGGAAGGAGUGUGAAGCUCUCAUAAACUGAAAUGGAUUGCAGUGGAAGUCUCUGGAACACAUGUGUCCCAUAUGUUAACAAGAAGAAGCAAUGAAAAACAGGGCGCGUGUGUGUGUCUGUGUGUGUGCGUGCGCCUGUGUGCGUGUGUGUGUGAAUGCUUGAGGGUUUGUCUCUGAUCAGAGUUUCCCGAUUCUGUCCAGAGAGUAUCUCCUGUCUCCUGACGUUGGAAUCUGAAAACUGCAGAGGAUAACUCGAUCGUGCUCUUUCUCGCUCUGAAGUUUACCUUCAGACAGUUGGAAGGACUGAAACAGGGAGCUCCCCAGAUUUCACAGACCGUCUUUUUAAACCUGUUAUGGAAUAAUUCUUUUUUAGAGAGGGUUCAGCAGGUGCUCUACCAGAACAGUUGCCUUUUAGGAAACGGAUCAGAAUCCACCUGUCUAUUUGCUUUCUAGCCAUUUUUUAUCUGUAUAAGAAGUAUCUUGGAUUACAAUACAGUCUACAAAAAAGGAAAGGAAAAGAAUAAAAUAAUUAUUAUUUGUAUAAUAAAAAAUAAUAUAUACAUAUUUUAAAAAAAGAAAUUAAAGCAAACUGCACAAAUGUGCAUGAAAGUGAAGGACCGUUAGCAGAAGGAGGACCACUGCUGCAUUUCUGACUCUGGCUCUGUUUUUGCAAGGUUUUUUGUUUUUAUUUUUGAGGCUUUUGGGGGUGAAUCUGUUGGGGAUACUCGGGCUGCUUCUCCGGGUCUCCCCGACUUCAGCACAAUGUCCUCCGGGCCAGUAGAGGGCGCCCACCUUUUGCUGAAGUUGUGCACCACGCUGGUGGUGCUAAUGACAGCAGGUGCUGGACACAGCCAGGAUGCCAGGUCCUCCUGCUACGGGGGAUUUGACCUCUACUUCGUCCUGGACAAGUCUGGCAGUGUUCAGAACCACUGGGAUGAAAUAUAUUACUUUGUCAACCAUUUGGCACAUAGAUUCAUAAGCCCACAGCUGCGCAUGUCCUUCAUCGUGUUCUCCACCCAGGGCCGGAUCCUGAUGAAGCUGACUGAGGACAGGGAACAGAUUCGCAUGGGGCUGCAUGAACUCCAGACGGUGCAACCGGGAGGAGACACAUUCAUGGAUAAGGGUCUCCAGAAGGCCAGUGAGCAGAUAUACUAUGGGAACACAGAUGGGUACCGCACAGCAAGCGUCAUCAUUGCUCUGACAGAUGGAGAGCUUCGCGUGGAUCAGUUCGACCUGGCAGAGAGAGAGGCCAGCCGGGCCCGCCAGCUGGGAGCUAUUGUUUACUGUGUGGGAGUGAAGGACUUCAAUGAAACGCAGCUGGCGACAAUUGCAGACAGCAAAGAUCAUGUCUUCCCUGUGAACGAUGGCUUUGAGGCCCUACAAGGGAUCAUUGGUUCGAUCCUGAAGAGGUCCUGCAUUGAGAUCCUAGCUGUGGAACCUUCCUCCAUCUGUGCAAGAGAGACCUUCCAGGUGGUCGUCAGGGGAAAUGGUUUCCUCCACGCUCGCAACGCCGACCUGGUCCUCUGCAGCUUCCGCAUAAACGACUCCCUGACUUUAAUGGAGAGGCCGUUGGUGGUGAAGGACACCUACCUGCUUUGUCCUGCUCCAGUCAUGCAGGAAGUAGGAACGUCUGCCACUCUACAUGUCAGUAUGAACAAUGGCCUGAGCUUCAUAUCCAGCUCAGUCACCAUCACCACAGUUGGCUGUUCUGACGGGAUGAUCCUGGCCAUAGCCCUGCUGGUCCUUCUGCUUCUGUUGGUCCUGGCUGUGCUUUGGUGGUUUUGGCCUCUGUGCUGUACUGUGAUCAUCCACGAGCCUCCUCUUCCUGAGAUAGAAGACAGUUCGGAUGAGGAUGAGGAUGGAAUCCCCAAAAAGAAAUGGCCCACAGUGGAUGCCUCCUACUAUGGGGGGCGCGGUGUAGGCGGGAUUAAGAGGAUGGAGGUGCGUUGGGGGGACAAGGGCUCCACUGAUGAGGGGUCCAAACUGGAGAAGGCAAGGAACGCUCGGGUGAAGUUGCCGGAACAGGAGUACGAGAUGCCCCCGGUCCGCACCCUCAACAAUGGCAUGCGCAAGCCACUGCGCCCCAGGAAGUGGUACUCCCCCAUCAAGGGUAAGCUGGAUGCCCUGUGGGUUUUGGUGAGGAAAGGUUAUGACCGUGUGUCGGUGAUGAGGCCGCACCCUGGAGCCAAGGGCCGCUGCAUUAACUUCACCCGAGGAAAAUCUAGCCCACCCUCCCGAUACCCAUUCUACAACCACCACCCCUCCGUUUCCCCAAUCUACAGCCCCCCCUCCCACCACUACCCCCCAGCCUCACCGACCUCCACAUUGCCCCCCCUGCCCAAAACUCCACCUCCUUCCUCCAUCACCCCUCUCCCUCACAUGCUCCCACCAACCCGUGCCCUGCCUCCAACCUCCCUGGACGUCCCCCCGCCCCUGGCCCCACCCUCUCCACUGCCACCAACGCCCCCUUCAUCACCUGCGCAUGUGCCCCCACCACCUCAGGCCCCCCCUUCUCCACUGCCGCCAACACCCCUUUCAUCAGCAGCCCAUGUGCCCCCACCACCUCAGGCCCUCCCGACCUGCAGGGCCCCACCCCCUGACCGGCCUCCGCCUCGCCCAUCCUCGUAAGGAAGGCCUUUUUGUCUGGGGGGGGGACACCUGUUCCUUUCACCACGGGAUAGGAAACAAACCCUGCAGCUGAACAUCACCCCUUCUUCCUUUCCUGCAUUACACUCUAAAACUAAAGACAGUUAUUUUCCAUUUUACAUUUUUGACUUUUAAAAUUUUUUUUUUCCAUUGGGUACAAAAUCGCCCAUAGAGGCUUGAUGGCUUUUCUCAACACUCCCUUCUCUGCACUCAGGUCAAACUGCAGGAUGUCACAGAUCCGGUCCUCUCUCAGAACCUCACGCUUAAUAAUCAUUACCAAGCACUCUUAAGAGCAACUUUCUAUAGAUGAGCAGCAGCAUCAGCCUUGGUUACAGACUAAAGACAGAAAGGGAAUGGAGAACUGAAGGGUGGGCGGUGAGGGUGAGGCCUGGGACCCUUUGGAAGGGUACAUGUCCGUGGAGCAGUGCCACAGCAUGGUCACACAGUAAGAAUGGGCAGGGCACAGACAGGGUGCCAUAAAGUUGAGCAGCAGAAAACCGAACAACCCAUGCCGGAAUACGGAAGGCCCAGACUCUGAGAGCAAACAGGGCAAGCAGCUGACCCCCUCCUCCUUACUACACUGAGCGUGAUGGUGUUCUUCUGUAAAGAUCAACCUCGGCUGUGCGGCUGUGAGUAGGGGCGCCACCAGGGAUUUUUGGUCACAUGAAAAGAUUUCAGUGGGUCCCACCAUCCCAGGCUACCCCAUCCAUGCACAAUUACAGCAUGAUUUUUUAAGACCCCCUGUCAGUCAGGGCCCUUGGAAUUAUCCUACCCUGCUUGCGAGGCCAUCUGAGACGUGCAGAACUGUCAGCAGUCUGCUGGGAUCCAGCAGAGACUGGAACAGUGCUCCUGAGAAGGUGGAGGAGAGGCUGGAACAGUGCUCCGGGGAACGUGGAGGAGAGACUGUAACAGUGCUCCUCAGAAGGUGGAGGAGACACUGGAACAGCGCUCCGGGGAAGGUGGAGGAGAGACUGGAACAGUGCUCCUGAGAAGGUGGAGGAGAGACUGGAACAGUGCUCCUGGGAAGGUGGAGGAGAGGCUGGAACAGUGCUCCUGAGAAGGUGGAGGAGAGACUGCAACAGUGCUCCUGAGAAGGUGGAGGAGAGGCUGGAACUGUGCUCCUGGGAAGGUGGAGGAGAGACUGCAACAGUGCUCCGGGGAAGGUGGAGGAGAGACUGCAACAGUGCUCCUGAGAAGGUGGAGGAGAGACUGCAACAGUGCUCCUGAGAAGGUGGAGGAGAGGCUGGAACUGUGCUUCGGGGAAGGUGGAGCAGAGACUGGAACAGUGCUCUUGGGAAGGUGGAGGAGAGACUGGAACAGUGCUCUUGGGAAGGUGGAGGAGAGGCUGGAACAGUGCUCCUGAGAAGGUGGAGGAGAGGCUGGAACAGUGCCCUGGGGAAGGUGGAGGAGAGACUGGAACAGUGCUCCUGAGAAGGUGGAGGAGAGGCUGGAACUGUGCUUCGGGGAAGGUGGAGCAGAGACUGGAACAGUGCUCUUGGGAAGGUGGAGGAGGAGGACGGAGGCGGGGUCCGUGCACAGGGUGUUCCGACACGUGGCAAAGAGCACUGUGUCAAGGCCACUUCAUCUUUGUCACUCAUCCUGCAUGUGUGUGUGUGUGGUUAAGAGAGUGAGAGGCUGUGCUUGAAUACCAAAAUAUUUUUUUUCUGCAUCCUUUCAUUGUUUGUGUAUAUAUAUCAUUUUUGAGGAUUUGAUUGUUGUGGGCUGACCAAGACGGGCUAGCUUGGCCUUGGGCAGGGAACCUUUAAUACCUAAGGCCCCAGCAGAGGAGUAAUUCAGAAUAGUUUUAAAAUGGAAUCAAUUUUUAAAUGUUUUUGUUAAACAAUAUUGAGGCCAAGAUGCUCAGAUGCACUUGGAAUUUUUGUGUGUAGUUCACAGUAUAUUUAUGAGUUCUCCAUAAUGUAGAAGGAAAUGCACGGUCAAGAGGAAGUUGUAUAUUUGCUUGCAUUAGAGUAGAUAGCAGGACCACUACAAAUUUAGCAACUCCUUGCACUUAGGCAUAAGUCCAUUUUUGUAGGGUUUGACCCUGGUGUCCAACUAAGCUCCUCCCAUUCAAUGUCUCUUUGUUCAUGUAUGACGAGAGGACUUGAUCAACUUGAAUGACCUAAUUUGUACAGCAAGACAAGACAGCUUACCAAAAUAAAGCAUGUACACACUCA
Molecule: messenger RNA, 4876 nt
Organism: Anguilla rostrata (American eel)
Lineage: Eukaryota; Metazoa; Chordata; Actinopteri; Anguilliformes; Anguillidae
Product: anthrax toxin receptor 1-like
Exons: 18
Coding region: 816-2681 (621 amino acids)
Cellular component (GO): plasma membrane; cell surface
Molecular function (GO): transmembrane signaling receptor activity
Source: RefSeq, a predicted model, not a curated record